AUCUGACUUUCUAUUUAUUAUUAAAAAUAAUAUUUGAUUAUGGAUCCCUUAAAAUUGAGAAAUUGCAUAAUUAACAACGAGCUCAACAAGGAAUACGAAGAACUAGCAAGAGAAAUAGACCAUGUUGUUCAAUCAGGAUUUCAAGAAAUACUAGGAAAUUAUAAAAGACUUCACAUUUCAAAUAUUCCAUUCAGCUUCCGAGAAGCCGAUUUGAUAGCACUUUUUCGAUGUUAUGGACCAGUUUUCGGUGCAGAAGUAAUCUUCAAUGAACGAGGAAGCAAGGGAUUCGGAUUUUUAACAAUGUACCAAUCGGAUGCUGAGAUGGCAUUUCAAGCUUUAAACAAUUGUGUCGUUAAUGGACGUAGAAUUGAGAUAAAUAAUGCAACACCUCGUAAAGCAGCCAUAAAAACUCCGCAUAAGACUUCAGAGAACUCUACACAAACGACACCUCAACAAUUACAAAUUUUGUCUCAUGCAUUCACAACCUCUGAACACCUUCCAAUUCCUUCGCCACAUAAUUCAUCUCAACAUUAUUAUAAUGUUGCUUCACGUAUUCGACCAUUAAAGUCCAAAUGCAGACUAUUUCCCCAAUAAUCACACUGGACUAUAAAAAAAUAAGACUGUAGAGUAGCUAAAGGAAAAUAUCAAAAUUCAAAAAUUUAUAUUUAGGAGCCAUACGAGAAGAAAGUGGAAAACAAAAAUUAUGAGAAUCAAUAGGAAUAGCCGAUAAUUCAGACGCCAAAUAAUUGUGUGAUAUAUACAUUUUUCCCAUGCUACAUAGGUUUUAAAAAGGCAAUAAAGUUUUUAAAUGAAUAAAUUCACUAUACAAUAAAGAGUGAAUAUGUGUAAAG
Messenger RNA from Chironomus riparius, 851 nucleotides. The record is from the annotation of a GenBank genome assembly. Lineage: Eukaryota; Metazoa; Arthropoda; Insecta; Diptera; Chironomidae.